Messenger RNA from Xiphophorus maculatus (southern platyfish), 2831 nucleotides. RefSeq names its product inositol monophosphatase 1. The record is from RefSeq and is a predicted model, not a curated record. Lineage: Eukaryota; Metazoa; Chordata; Actinopteri; Cyprinodontiformes; Poeciliidae. Gene Ontology annotation, biological process: phosphatidylinositol phosphate biosynthetic process; signal transduction; inositol metabolic process. Gene Ontology annotation, molecular function: inositol monophosphate 1-phosphatase activity. The coding region runs from base 122 to 961 and encodes 279 amino acids. The transcript has 9 exons.
CUUGAGAUCCCUCAAGGUGUGCACUCAAAGGCGGAAAUUAAAUCAAAUCCACAAAUGCUUGGGAAAUUAUCUGACGGUGUUUUGGUAUCUUAAUCUUUAUUCUUCGCUCCUCUCUAUCAACAUGAGCGAUCCUUGGCAGGAAUGUAUGGACUUCUGUUUAGAUGUCACCAAACGGGCAGGAAAGAUGAUCCGCGAGGCGCUGCAGAAGGACAUCACCAUCAUGCAGAAGAGCUCUCCGGUUGACCUGGUGACCGAGACGGACCAAAAAGUGGAGCAGCUCAUUAUAUCCUCCUUAAAGGAGAAGUACCCCACGCACAGCUUCAUCGGUGAGGAGUCUGUAGCCGCUGGUGCUCCCAGCAUUCUCACCGACAAUCCCACUUGGAUCAUCGACCCCAUCGACGGCACCACCAACUUUGUGCACAGGUUCCCCUUUGUGUCUGUAUCAAUCGGCUUCACAGUGAAGAAAGAGAUAGAGUUUGGGAUUGUCUACAGCUGCAUCGAGGAUAAAAUGUACACGGCACGGAAAGGGAAGGGGGCAUUUUGCAACGGAAACCCCAUCAAAGUGUCCGGGCAGAAAGACAUUAGCAAGUCUUUGGUGCUGACUGAAAUGGGCUUCAAGAAGGAAACUGAGCACUUCAACAUUAUGUUGGCCAACAUCAAGACUAUCCUCACCAUUCCUGUUCAUGGGAUCCGCUCCCCAGGCAGCGCAGCCAUCAACAUGUGCCUAGUGGCGUCCGGUUCGGCCGACGCUUACUAUCACAUGGGGAUCCACUGCUGGGACAUGGCUGGAGGGGCGGCCGUCGUGACUGAAGCCGGAGGAGUCAUCAUGGACAUUUCAGGUGGGCCAUUUGAUUUGAUGUCUCGCAGGCUGAUUAUUGCCAGCAGCAGGACGAUAGCUGAACGAAUUGCCAAGGAGAUAACAGAGUUCCCCGUUGGCAGGGACGACACAGAAGGCCUCUAAACCUCCACAGCCAGCGGAAGCUGAGUAAAAACACACACAGCUGCUUACAGUGUAACAAGUGUCGAGCCUGUCUUUGCCUUAGGAACCAAAAUGAUAGUUACCUCUGAACAACAGCAAGCGGAGUCGUUAAACAUUUUAUUCUCCUGUAUAUCAGUACUUAGUCAUACACACAUACUUUUAUGUUGUUGAGUUGUUUGCACUGUGUUGUAUUUUAUUGAAUCACUCAGGCAUUUUUUUUUUUAUUCAAACAUAAAAAAUAAAUUUUUAUUACUAGGUACCUCAAAACAGCAUCAUUACAGCCUUAAAAAUAUUAACAUCAAGGUUCAUGCUUAUUUCUAAAGAUGUUUAAACUAAGAAUAUUUAUUCAGUUGGGGGGAAAAAAUUACAUCUAAAAAAUGUAACUAUUUUUUAAACAUAUACUCUCAUACAAGUUAUCCACAAUAUCUUUUUAAACUUCAAAAAAUAUUUAUCAUUAUUCUUAGAAAUGGGAAAGACAACAGAGCACUGAAUUCAAUCCAAAUUGGUUGAUUGGUUGGUUAGGAAUGACUACAAGAGAAGAGCUGCUGAGUCUAAGCUUGCCCAUAUCUGCAGUCAGAGCCAUAAAAACCCCAAAACCUACAAACACCCUGCAGAAAAGAGCGGUGGCUUGGGCUCAGUUUGUCUUCUUUGCAGCCAGCACAUGCUAUCUACAUGCUGACCAGUUUUUGCAGGUCCCUAAAAAAGAAGUCCUAUUUGUAAUAACCUCCAUUUUAUGGCCUUAAAAAGUCUUGUGAUUUCUCAUACUAGGUCUGAAAUCUAGUACGAGACAGUAUGUCUUAGAUUAUUUGUUUACUGCUUAACUCAUCAGCUUUUGUUGACAAUGGACCAAUUUUUGCCUAAGAUAGAAUAUGGUAUCUGCAGGCAAUUCUAAUAAAAACGCUGCUGCUCAGUUGUCCAUAGCCAGCACAGAAGAAAUUGUAUAGUUGACCUGUAGACUAAAGUCCAUUGUAAAGUUUACUAUCUACUGUGAGAAUCGAGUUGAAGUUGGGUAACCUAAGUGUAAAAUUACUGAACUCAAGAGCCAAAAUACAUCAACUUAAUUUGGCAUUCAUAUUUAGCUUGGUAAGUAAACUUAUAAAUCAAUGAAGCUAAGUGUCUCUUUUUUUUAUUCAUGUCUCUCCUGUUUUAAACUAUUUCUGGUCCUAAAAAGCCUAAUAGGUAACUUACUGAAACUUGUAGAAACCCUUAUUUGGACAGUGGCGCCAUAGAAAGUUUUCCUAAAUGUAAAUUAUUUCAUUUUUCUUUAACUAGAAGUGGUGCUUUGGCUACAUGAAACUAAGCUUUAGCUUUUCAGUAUCAAACACUGAGAGUAGGAUUGGUGUGACAUAAAGCAUUAUUAAGUAGAAAGACAACUGAAACCUAUUGUUGGGUAUGGUGGAAGAUGUGUGAUGCUGGGGGCUGUUUUCCUUUCCAAAGCCUCUGAGUCGUCGUUGAAGUGGUUGGUAUUGUUAAGUCUUUGAAAAGCCCCGUAAAUUGAAGUCAAAUUUUCUCAAGAGGAUCAUGAUUUCUAAACGUGACCAAACCAACACAGAAAGCAAUUAUUUCUUAAUGUUGGAUUCUUUUUUUCCCUCCUCGGAAUAAAUAUAACGUUGGGUUUUAUUGAAAUUGUUCAGUCUGAGAUUAUUCAACCUCAAUAAUUUUAUUUCUAUGUAAUUUAAGGGUUUUUAGACAUCUUUUCCAGAAAGCUCUGUACCUGUUUUAAGAGUGAAUUUAACUUGCACUGUCCACAAUUCACCACAUACGUCACAUGACUAACUCCUGUACUGUAUAUCUAUUUUUUCUGUACUGUAUGACUUCUUAUCAAGUCUAGAAUAAAAAAAAAAGCAUGAAA